UCUAUCACUACAGUCUUGUGUGUGCUCUGCCCGAAAAAUCUAGCAAAAUGAGCAGAAUUUGGCGGAGAAUUCCUCUGAUCUACGGUGUUAAACACGAGCCUUUGAUUUUGGCAAGAUUUAACAUCUCCAGAUGUGUACAGACAACAACUGGCAGGCUCGACUCGCCUAAAGAAAACGGGGAAAGCAAUAGUAGUGAGUCCUCACCAAAGACUCCACCAAAGAGUCAUCUUUCAGCUGACAAACUCCUUAGCACCCUCACAGGGUUAAAGGUUAUGAAGAAUUUAGAUUCAAAGGUCGGGAGGUCACCAAGGUUAAGGUCAGCUGCAGCCGAUUUUCUUCAGCUGAAGGAGAAGAAAGCUGAUGAAAGAGACAGCACAAGUGAUGACAUUCAAAGUCCGGAGAUCAUUAAGAAAAUGGUGCUGGAGACUGUUACAAAAGUAGCCGAGAUUUUCCCAGAGAAGGAAGUUGUUGAGUCCGAUUUACUGAAACAGCUACGAAGGCAUGAUGAAGCCACUGAAGCUGGUCAACUUGGGGACCUAGAUGCAGUUAGUUCAAUUCUAUCGGGGAUCAAAGUUCAGAAGCAAGCAACCCUACGAAAGAAAGUGGAACAUACAGCGAGUGAUGAGAGAGCACUUACAGAGAUGUUAGGAAACCAGUUUGGAGAUGAUUCAAGACGAAGUGAGAAACCAGAGCCAUAUAAACGGCAACAGAUGAGAACAUUAUUUGACCGUCAGAGACUGAACCUAUUCAAAGUAUCUUCUGAUAAAGCUUCUAAGACACAAGUGUUAGUUGACCCAGAGAAUGAUGUCCUGACACUCUGGGAUAAGGAGGAAAAGAAGAAACUGAGGGCUUUGUCGUACUCCACAAUAAGCCAUGGAUUUGAGGAAAUGAUCAAAUGGACAGAAGAGGGGAAGUUAUGGCAUUAUCCAAUCAAUAAUGAACAAGGUCUUGAGGAGGAGCAAGCAAUUGGUUUUCAUGAGCAUGUUUUUUUCGACCAUCUUCUUGAAGAUCUUCCUCAGAUUGAACCAAUUAUUAACUUUAUGGAAUUGGUUUGUGUUGGGUUAAGUAAGAAUCCAUACCUCACAGUGGAGCAGAAACAUGAGCACAUAGAAUGGUUCAAGAAAUACUUUAUAGAGAGGGAAGCAAUAAUCAAGGAAGCAUUGGAGGCCGAGAAAGCUGACGAAGCAAGAGGAAUGGUUGUCUAAUGAGAAGUCUGUAUUCAUCUAAUGACUGUUAAAGCAUCCAAGUGGCAAAUUAUCUACUUGAUAUUUUGUUGAUAAAACGAUCCACAUCAAGAGGUGCAUUACAAGUUUAACUGCCUUCAACCACAGCUCUGUUCACUUCUUGUUCGUUAUGUUACCAGAUGCAUUGUCUCUUGGAUAAUAGUUUAUCACUGAUGCAGUGAGUGGUGAUCAGGACAGAUUUGGAAGAGUAUAGAGACAAUGAUUUAUGAAAGAAACCGAUCAAUGUUUCCUAACUCGUCUUCAAUCAAAAUGAAUAUGUUUUGUUUAUGUUUAAAAAACAACUCCGAUCUUCAAAAGAAAUGGUUUUUGAACUAGAAGAGGUAUGCUCGACGAUAAUACUGGUCAGUAAAGCUAUUUCAAAAGCUUGCUUUCUAUAAAUAUGAAGGCUGUAUAGGUUUUCCUAAAAAUGUGUGACAGUCAGUUUGAAAUAAAUACAUUCAGGCAUGCAAGUUACAGGAUACUUAUUGGACUCCCUGCACCUUUAGAUUGUCAUGGAAUUGCCAUUACAGAGAUGAAAGACUUGGCCUUUGUUUUAAAUAAAUAUUCAGAUUCUAUUUGCCAUAAUUCUAUUGGAUUUAUUUCCACACAAAAGAAAUAAAUUUUAUCAUAGUGUUUACCACUGCAUGGGAGAAUUUAAUAGCGAAUGUCAACAGAGGGCGCUAUUACAAUCAAAGAUGUGCAUUUAUUGCUGGGUGUUUGCAGAUUAAAAUUUAACAAACCUUGUGAAAAUUGAAAAGGGGUUGGGUCAAUGUGAAUUUAUCAGAUUUAUGCAAUUUUUGCAAAGGAAUUUCAAUUGAACGUCUGCAAGGGUGAUACUUCGGAUAAACUCGGUUACCUGGGUAGUGGCUACUAUUAAAACAUACAAGUAUUACAUCUAGCAAAGACUAGGUUGUUUUUUAUAACGAUGUCACAAAAAUGUCAAUGGAUUGUGUUAUUUGGUAAUAAAACCAUUUUCAAAAUAAAAAAUGAAUAAGA
Messenger RNA from Asterias rubens (European starfish), 2219 nucleotides. Its product is annotated as 28S ribosomal protein S31, mitochondrial-like. Gene Ontology annotation, molecular function: structural constituent of ribosome. The record is from RefSeq and is a predicted model, not a curated record. Gene Ontology annotation, cellular component: mitochondrial small ribosomal subunit. The transcript is spliced from 7 exons. Bases 48 to 1205 code for a protein of 385 amino acids. NCBI's taxonomy places the organism in Eukaryota, Metazoa, Echinodermata, Asteroidea, Forcipulatida, Asteriidae.